Somion occarium is the source of this 5446-nucleotide messenger RNA. The record is from the annotation of a GenBank genome assembly. Lineage: Eukaryota; Fungi; Basidiomycota; Agaricomycetes; Polyporales; Cerrenaceae.
GUUUUGUCCCGCCUGGCGUUUUCAUUUUAUCUCAUACUAAGCGUGCGCGAGGCGUUUGCAACUUUGCACCGUCCCACGUUCUGCUCACGCCUAUCGCAAGAAAAACCACGGCCCACACCAUGCCUUCAUGAUCCCAACGGACUGACCAUACAACGACAGUGCCCUAUCACUCUUUACUACCACUUACCAACAGUCAUGGUCGUUCCAGACGUCGAGGCCUCGACUUUAAAUAUCCCCCCUCAUGCCUCGGGGGCGUCCAGCACACAGAGUCUAAUCGAAGCUGCGGAAUCCGUGCUUGUUUCUCGUCUCGCUAUUCCGCCCACCCCACAGGAUGCGCCUAAGACAGGUGAAGGCGAAGAUACCUUGGAGUGGCAUGAGGUCAUCGAACUACAAGCAUUCAGUGAGAGGAAAGCUUGGAUAGAGGAUAAGAUAAAGCUGCUCGAACAAAUGCCGCCCAUCGAGGUCUUCGCCGGGAUGGACGCUGUGCGUUCUUCUGCGGAGACUACAGAAGGAUUGCCCUCCAGAGAGGAACUGCAGCAAUGGGUAAUUGAACACGAUAAGAUCGAGAAGGAAACAGAAAUAUUUGACUCCGGAGAACUAAAGAAGUUGAAGAAAUUCACUAAAGCGGCUGCGUCACGAAAUCUCUCUCCUGCAGACACGGACCUUAUUGAAUUGACCCUUACGACCAUAUAUGAACUCGACAAACUGAUGCGUCUCCUGCGGGACAGGUCGGACAACUUAGAACUCCUUAGUGUUAGACUUACCUGGGAAGAACGGCGCAUCAGCGCUUGGGUGGAGCUUCGAAACAUGCUUGCAGACAUCAAGCAGUUCUUGAGCAAUCGUGCGCGAUGGUCUCCCGCCAUUUACGACCAAAUGGAGGAUCCUAGUAAAGAUGAAGAACCUAAUAGUUCCUCUGCUCCCCUAAGACGAAAAGGUUCCACGGUGUCCCUUGCUUCAGUUGCUUCAGAAUCCCAAUCUUCCCCCGCCGCCUUUUCAAGAAGUGCUCGUUACAAACUAUCUGAAUUGCUGUCCAGGGACGCGGCGCAGUAUGCCAGCCGGGUGUCUUCGCUCAGACAUAGUAAAAUUAAUCCUGCGGGCAAGACACUUGACAGACUGAUCGACGAUAGUCGAAGACCUGUCCCCGAAGAAUUGUUAGACGAACAGGACAGACUAGAGGAUAAAGGUAUCAACGAAAUGGAAGACGUCGGCAAGUUCAUUAUGAAUGUUGUCAUGCAAUGGAAGAAAGCUGAUGAAUUCUUCGUUGAAACCGCAAAGGAUAGGUCAACCGCUCAAGCCCUCUUGGAAGAGAUCGAGUUUGCAUCUGUUCGUCAUCCUACCGCUCGACAGGAUACGUCAUUCAUCUCCCGAACGAACUCCUUGAUGAAGCGGCUGGAAAUGAGAGGGGAUCCAUCAUCGUCUGCCGCUUCUUUUCCUUGUCCCUCGCAUCCAUUGUUCCCGGAUCAAAUUGACUUCAACGAAUCUCUACUCGAGCUCCUGUCAUCAGAGCUUCGAUCUGCCUCUGAACUUGCCACAAGGGCCGAACUAUCCGCCAAGAGAUACCACGCUGAUUUGGAAGCAGCCCGUCGCGUCGAGACGCUUUGCAAGGCCUCAUCAGAGCUUUCCGCGCAGUUAACUUCGUUCAUCGCACGUUUCGAAAAAGGCGAUAAGAACAGCACCGGCGAUGGAACUCCCCCAGAUCUUUCAUCUGAAGACUGCCUUCAGACCACACGUCAUUCACUUUUCCUUGCCUUACUGCCAUCACUAUCGGAUGGAGUGGAAAAGGCAGACGUCGAAGCUUCUAAAGUGCUUCAAAGCGCCUAUCUGGCCCUUUCGGAUUUGAAUCAUUCCGGUGUAGACCCACAAUUCGUCAUCGAUUCAAAGGCGCAAGUUGAUAACCUGGCCGCGACUCGUGAGCAGCUAGCAGGAAUCCGCAAAGUGGUAACAGGUCGUGUAACAGUUCUUCGCGAAGUGCGUCGCAUCUGGACCAAUAUGGAAGCGGUCUUCAAUGAACUAGAAACUAGUCGUCAGGAAUUGUCGGAAGGCAUUGAGCAGUCAAUGUGGAAACCUCAGUCCCAUCAUGAUGCUGCUCUUCUUACCCCAGAAAGCUCCAUCGCUAGCUUGCCUCCGCCCGUCGAAAUCCCGGAUACGUCUUCGCGUUUCGAGCACAUUAGUUCGCAACUGCAGGUCGAUGUUUCCCUGUUGGUGUCAAGUUCGAUCGAAUCCCGUCUGAAAAGCUACCUUGAAGAUUCAUCUCAGCAGUUAGCCUCCUUUUUCCAGACUAUACGAUUAUUGGCAUCUCUUAUGGACUCCGUCCGCAACCAAGCCUCGGCUAUGACAUUCCUACAGGAAGAGGUCAACGACCUUCAACUUCGCAUAGAGGAUUUGAGAAGUAGGUUUGAAGUCGGCACACAGGAUACACUCUCAGGCCGACUCUCUGGUGACGAGCUAGUUGUUCAGCAGGCAACGCUAGACGCUGACCUCUCCCUACUUCACGACAAUCUUCGUUCCUUGUUGGAUAGCUUUUCGCUUCGCGUUCCUUUCAUUGCUAAUAGCCAAGUAAAUGCUAAGUACAACCCCCAUUCGAGGCGGCCAUCUUUGUCGGCAGGCUUCAGUCUGGAAGUCCUGCGACAGUGUGCCUCGACCGGUUUGGCUGUUGACCCCGUAGCCAUUGAUCGAACUGUCCGCGCAGAUUGCAAUGCGUUCAGCAUCCUUCUGUCGGGAGCUGAGCAAUCUCUAUCUCAACAUGCUGCUCAUUUCCGCUUAGCGAAAGUGGCUCGAGCAGUGGAUAUCGCCACACAAUCUCUCAUGGACCAUAUACAUCGAAUAGAGGCCAAUCUAUCCUCGUUGCAACAAUCGGCCGAGGAUCGUCCGACCAUCGCGAAGCUGGAGACUCUCACAGACCUUUCCGAGUCAUUGGCUACAUUAGCUAGUGGCGACAUCGCGGCCCACGCCUCCUCCCUAAUUUCAGCCCGGGAUGAGUUGCGCUCUUUGAGCGACCAGGCUUCAUCUUUGGAUUCUGCCACUCGUGCCUCUUUGGUGGCUGGCAGACAGCGGGAUCUCGAUGAUGCGGAGUCUCGGUUCAACGAUAGCAAGUUCAAAGUUGAAGAACUGACUCGACGCAUCUCGAAUAUGCGGGCGGAGAUUGCACGAGAAGAAGAGACUCGCGCGCGGGAGGAAAACGAGCGAUUAGCUCGGGAGGCUGCAGAGAAGGCGGAGAAAGAAAGACUUGCAGCACAACAGGAGGCGGAAGAACGACUUCGUCAAGAAGUUCUGGCUGAACGCGAACGGUUUGAGAAGGCUACUCGACUAGAAGCUGAGGUAAUCCAUGUGAACACCUUGCCCGCUGUCGAAGAAGAUGUGUUUGCCGCGCAGACAUCAGUUUCUCCGCAGAGCUUAACCCAGGAGCUAUCGUCUCUUCAAGACCGCAUUUAUUCGCUACGAACUCGUCUGCGAUCCCUAGGCAUCAUGGACCUCUCUCGGCCAAGUAGAAAUGGCAGUCUCCCUACGCCAGAGCAGUGCAAUACUAUCAACGAACAGCUAACGGACAUAGCGGACGAAACAGAGAACCUUCCUUCUUCCGUACCCGACAAUGUUGCUAUCGAUACCGAGCUGCACUCUCUGCGAGUGGACGUUGAGAAUUUAUUGAAAUCGAUGAUCCGUGUUAACCUGUUGGCUAAACUGAGGGCUGCUGUGGAGAAUUGUGAUAACGCCCUCAGUGAUCUUCUCGAACAUAUCGACAGCUAUCCAUCUCCGCCAACGGGCGUCCUGUCGUCAUCCUACACUUCGGAUACUACCCAACCUUCGGAGGCACAGCUUGAUGCCCGGCUCUCGUUCACGGAAGGGCUCAUCAACGAUAUGACUGCAAUCUAUGAUCAAGUGAAGGACGACCCUCGAGCUGUCUCCGAACAUGAUCGACUCUUGCAGACGUGGGGCGAACUACAAGCCAUGGGUCAAGACCGGCUAAGUGGACGAAAGUCGAGACCUGCGAGUGUGAUGAGCUCAGGGAGGAGUAGUAGAGCGUCGGCUGCAGCCGCUGCCACCACCAAGAAAUCGGCUGGAUAUUCAAAGCUGUCGUCUGGGUCUCCUGGCGGACAGCUCCUUGCACCCCCACCUCGUAGUACUCGCAGAUCUUCAUCUGGUGCAUCAACGCGCCCGCCACCUAGUCGUUCUUCAAGUCGAAUGUCCGUUGCAAGCAAUCGUUCAGUAUCGGGUCCCAUCCCUACAGCUACUUCCAGGUUGUAUCAGUCAACAUUCGCAUCUCGCCAGCGGACUACCAGCGUUACGUCCACUACAUCCGCAGGAACACCAACUGCGAAACCUGCGCUCCCUCGCACAUCCCGCCCACGUGCCCGGACAAACGAAGUGGCACGGACGGCGUCGCCGGCCUUUUCUGACAUUUCUACGUUUUCUCUAUCUCGUCCCAGCCUGAAUGUCUCCCGUUCAUCACAGUCUACAUGGGCUCGUGCCCCACGGGAGUCUUUUCCCUCAUUCCCGCGGUCACCUCCUCUCCGUGCCACAACACCCAAUUUAAGGAAACGCUACGUACCCAACCCCAAGAACAAGCUCGAUGUAGCUGUCGGCGAUGUCGUCAACAAGCUGCCAAUGAACGUGAACAUCAACAUCGAAGUUGUAGCUGACACUUGGAAAGAUCAGAGCGGCAAGUAUUGGAUAGGUGAUCAAGAUCCCAAACUGUGUUUUUGUCGCAUCUUACGUUCUCAGACUGUCAUGGUGCGAGUAGGUGGUGGAUGGGCAGAGCUGUCAAAAUUCAUCAAGGACCAUUUCGCUGAUGCAUUCCGCCUGCUCCCUGAAUCCCCGCCAAGGGCACGGAUAAAGGAAGAAAAGUGGAUAAGUUCUGCCACAUUAGCUCAAGCAGCUGCAAGACGGACGCCUGACUUACCUGCGCCUCCUCGGACACCAGAACCGUCGACCUCCAUCAUUCCCUCUUUCGCUUUGUCUACACCCAGUGGCAGAAGUCCGCAGGGCAUCAAUGCUUCCCCGUCCCCAGGAUCGCCACUUACUGCGAUGCAAUUUAUUCGCCGUGCAGAUAGAGAAUCGCCCGCUUUCCGGUCGGAAACACCAACGAAGUCUUCGCACUCUGCUGUUGUUCCAUCUGUACUUACAAGGGCGCCGGCUUGGCGCCCAUGAUACCUGUUGUUGUGUUUCUUGCUUUCGUGUAUACCUGCUUUCCCGCAAAUUGUCUCCUGCUCAUUCGCGGACCAUAGCAUCCGUCUGACUCUCGUUCGCUAACACUCGUACAUAUACUAUGCCUGGACAUAUAUUUACCGUCGCCCAUUAUUUAGUUUUAGUUCAUUAUGAUUCUUCCCCCGCAUGUACGCUGUCUGUAGGACAUUUCACGUCUGGGCUUAUUCGAGAUCUCUUACAAUAUUCGUACUUCGUCUUUCUGCUGGAUAUGAUUGUCUCUACCUUUAUGAACCCUGCUACACUC